Molecule: messenger RNA, 1891 nt
Organism: Heterocephalus glaber (naked mole-rat)
Lineage: Eukaryota; Metazoa; Chordata; Mammalia; Rodentia; Bathyergidae
Gene: Agxt
Product: alanine--glyoxylate aminotransferase
Cellular component (GO): peroxisome
Molecular function (GO): L-alanine:glyoxylate transaminase activity; L-serine:pyruvate transaminase activity
Source: RefSeq, a predicted model, not a curated record
CUGGGCAGGAUGUGUGGGCUGCAGAGGGCACUGGCCCUCACCUCGUCUCACCAGGGCCAGUAGCCCGCCAGGCUGCUGAGCCCCAGAGACCCAGGAGCUCGGGCUGUGCGGAUCCUUCCGCCUGUGUCCCCAGACCCGACAGCUCCCACAGACUGGGCACACAGCCUGUGUUUGCCCCCAACCCUCCGCCACGAGCCUUUGGACUGCUGAGCAAGCAGGAUCCGCCUGGCUGGGCAUCCAGGGCUGCGGGAGCCUGAGGGGCUGGGAGGCGACUGCCCCUCACUCCAAACCGCUGCUCUUUGGACUCCGGGGGACCCCCGCCCUGAGGUUCGACACCCAGGCUGCUGGGCUUGACAGCAGGACAAACACUGGCAAAGGUUCCAGAACAACAACAGCGGCAUGGUGCGGGGGACAGCGGAAGUCCAUCGAUCGCCCUCACCUCUGUGACCAGCGCGGGGCCAGCUGGACGAUGUUCCGAGCACUGGCCAAGGCCAGUCCUGCCCUGGGGCCCCUGGCGGCAGGCUGGGCACCGACCAUGGCCUCCCACCAGCUGCACGUGGGCCCGCCGGAGGCCCUACUCAAGCCGCUCUCUGUGCCCAGCCGGCUCCUCCUGGGCCCCGGCCCCUCCAACCUGGCCCCCCGGGUCCGGGAAGCCAGUGGGCUGCCGCUGCUCGGGCACAUGCAUAAGGAGACAUUCCAGGUCAUGGACGAGAUCAAGCAGGGCAUCCAGUACGCGUUCCAGACCAGGAACCCCCUCACACUGGCGGUCAGCGGCUCGGGACACUACGCGCUGGAGACGGCCUUGUUCAACCUGCUGGAGCCAGGGGACUCCUUUCUGGUCGGGGCCAACGGCAUAUGGGGGCUGCGGGCGGCGGACAUCGGCAAGCGGAUAGGAGCCCGCGUGUACCCCAUGACCAAGGAGCCUGGAGGCCACUACACGCUGCAGGAGGUGGAGGAGGGCCUGGCCCAGCACAAGCCGGUGCUGCUGUUCCUGACCCAUGGGGAGUCUUCCACCGGGGUGCUGCAGCCCUUGGAUGGCUAUGGGGAGCUGUGCCACAGGUUCCAGUGCCUGCUGCUGGUGGAUGCCGUGGCGUCCCUGGGUGGGGCCCCCAUCCACAUGGACCAGCAAGGCAUUGAUGUCCUGUACUCCGGCUCCCAAAAGGUCCUCAACAGUCCCCCGGGCACCUCCCUCAUCUCCUUCAGCAGCAGGGCUGAGCGCAAGGUCUGUGCUCGCAGGACGAAGCCCUUCUCCUUCAGCAUGGACGUCAGGCUGCUGGCCAACCUGUGGGCCUGUGACCGCAAGCCCAGGAUGUACCAUCACACCACGCCUGUCGUCGGCCUGUACAGCCUGAGGGAGAGCCUGGCGCUCCUGGCGGAGCAGGGCCUGGAGAGUAGCUGGCAGCGGCACCGUGAGGCCUCGGCGUACCUGCACAGCCGCCUGCAGGGCCUGGGCCUGCAGCUCUUCGUGAGGGACCCGGCCGCCCGUCUGCCCACCAUUACCGCUGUGGCCGUGCCCGCAGGCUAUGACUGGAGAGACAUGGUCAGCUACAUCAUGGACCACUUCGGCAUCGAGAUCGCGGGCGGGCUGGGGCCCUCUGUGGGGAAGGUGCUGCGGAUCGGCCUGCUGGGCUGCAACGCCAGCCGGGAGAAUGUGGACCGCGUGGCCGAGGCCCUGAAGGAGGCCCUGCAGCACUGCCCCCGCAACAAGCUGUGACCAGCCGGCUGAGCCUCCACAGGCCGCAGUGGUCACCAGGCCUGGGGCCAGGAGGGCUGCCCUGGAGCCAUCUCCCUCCAAGCGGGGCCACGGGAGAAGGGUUCACUGUGCUCUCCACAGAACUGCUGUUCCUGUGGCCACUGGCCUCUGGGACGAUCAAUAAAGUGCUGGCCAGCA